AUGUACUCUGCUCUUUCGUUGCUCACUUUGGCUCCAGCGUUUGCUGCCACAAUUUUACUUCCCAGAGAGGGCGCCGGCCCGACUAUCAACUUUGGAAACAACACGGGAACACCGAAACACCUAGCGUCUGGCAUCCUUUAUGGGCUUCCUGACAACCAGCAGCAGAUACCUUCCGCGCUCCUUGAUGGAUUCGGUUUCAACUAUGGGCGAGCUGCUGGAGCUCAGGUCGGUGGUGGAUGGUGCUAUGGCCAGGCACCCUAUGAGCAACGAUUCGCAAGCGCUCUUAGCAACUACCAACUAACACGCGCGCAUGGAGGCUCGUUCGUCUUGAUGCUCCACGACUUAUGGGGCUUCGACACAACACAGAACUCGUCAUGUGCUGGACCAGGCGACAAUGGCGAUUGGGCGAGCUACGACAAGUUCCUCAAUGCCGUAAUCGCCGAUAUCAACAAGUACAAGAUGCAGAGUAACUUAAUCAUCGACAUUUGGAACGAGUCAGACAACGCUCCAUUUUGGGGACGAAGUAUUGAUCAGUGGCUCGCCAUGUGGGGACGUGGAUACUACAGGCUUCGUGCGGCAUACAAUAGCGGCACAGUCCAGCUCUCUGGACCUACAACCGCGGGACAACCGAACUUCAACAACGAUUGGUUCACAAGCUGGGCUUCGUACGUUAAGAAGAACAACUCCAUUCCAGACCAAUAUGUGUGGCAUGAGGAAUCCGGAGACAGCUCGUCCAUGUCGUCCUCAUACGACGGCCUGGUCGCAAUUCUCAAGCAGAACAAGCUGCCCCUGAAGACCGUCAACAUCAACGAGUACGCAGUCUUCGACGAGCAAGUUCCCGCUGGCUCAGCCUUCUGGAUCUCACAGCUUGAGCGAUACAAUGCCAUCGGGAUACGUGGCAAUUGGCUUGGCGGAACUCAACUCCACGAUCUGGCGGCAUCCCUGCUCUCGAAGCCUAAUCCCAACGAGUACGCAAGCACGGGUUACUUCCCGAACGGCGACUAUCAAGUAUAUCGAUACUAUAGCCAGAACAUGACCGGUAAUCGCGUCGGCACCAGCGUCUCCGUAGACGGCAAGUUCGACGCCUACGCAACAGUUGGCGGAAGAUUCGCCAAAGUUCUCAUGGGCGUCAGACCACCAACCACUGGCACCUACACCGUCACAUUGAACAAUCUUACAGCUCUUGGGCUGGCAGCGAGUGGCAACCUGAAUGUCCAAACUUGGAAAUUUCCAGUGGGCAACGACGUUCAUUACAGCGAGGUCGACGGACCAACCGACUUGGGAAAUAUCGGACAUUCAUACUCGGGCAAUACUCUGUCGCUGCCGUACUUCCAGACAGACCGGACUACGACGUAUGCGUGGGAGUUUGCAGUUGGAAAGUGA
Messenger RNA from Zasmidium cellare ATCC 36951, 1383 nucleotides. Its product is annotated as glycoside hydrolase family 39 protein. The record is from RefSeq and is a predicted model, not a curated record. Lineage: Eukaryota; Fungi; Ascomycota; Dothideomycetes; Mycosphaerellales; Mycosphaerellaceae. The transcript has 3 exons. Bases 1 to 1383 code for a protein of 460 amino acids.